Molecule: messenger RNA, 2088 nt
Organism: Ceraceosorus bombacis
Lineage: Eukaryota; Fungi; Basidiomycota; Exobasidiomycetes; Ceraceosorales; Ceraceosoraceae
Source: the annotation of a GenBank genome assembly
AUGUCGCCCAGUGCCACUCGCAAUCUCAAUGCGGGAGCGGUGCCCGCUACAAUCUUGGAGGAUGCAGCGCUCAACGCUUGCAUAGAUGCGCUGCUCCCUCGCACUUACAGCUUUGAGAUCCACAAGACGAUCCAUCAGAUCAGGUUCUACCGCUGCAGCAUGGUAGCUCUGCAGAUGCCCGAGGGCUUGACACUCUGGUCAACUGCUAUUUGCGACAUCAUCGAGAGGUGAGCUGGCGGCUGGGCAGGCCCGGGAUGACGGGCUGGCGAGCGCGACGGUUCUUGCGUACUGAAGAGCACGACGAUAUCGCGCACAGAUUUACAGAGGCUGGAACGCUCAUCAUGGGCGAUGUCACCUAUGGAGCAUGCUGCGUCGACGAUUACACUGCAAGGGCUUUAGGCGCCGAUCUGCUGAUCCACUAUGGCCACAGCUGCCUAGGUGAGUAGACCGCACAUGCUGGCAUCUCAGCUCCCUGUUUUGAGUUUGGGAUAUUUUUCUUUGCCACCUUUGCUAAAGCGCCGCAUUUCAAUCGAUCGUUCGAUCGGUCGCACGCUUGCGCGCCUCGCAGUCCCGGUCGAUCAGACCUCGAUCAGGACGCUAUACGUCUUUGUGGAGAUUGCCAUCGAUGCCGCUCAUCUAGCAUCAACAGUACGGGCCAACUUUCCCUCGUCACGCGAAGAGUUUCGCAGGAGAAUCUUGUCGGAUAAAAUCCAAUCCGACCCUUCUGCUGCAACGAGCUCGCGAAGCGUCAGGCAUGUAGAUGUGCAACUGGAAGCGGAAGGGUCUGCUCGAGAGGAGGACGCGAAGCUCAAGAUUGCCAUGGUCGGGACUGUUCAAUUCAUUGCAGCGUUGCAGGGUCUCAAAGAAGACUUGGAAGAGCCUUGGCCAACAGAGGAUUUCGCACAGGGCAGCACGCCUAGGCUAGCAAUCGAGGGAAGCACUUCUGCACAUCAGCAAGACUCUUCGUCUUCCUCAUCAAUUGCCCCAUCCACAUCCAUCAACUCGUACCCCAGUCCACCAAGGUACGACAGGGGCGCAUACGCACCGCUUAUUCCUCAAAUCAGGCCCCUCUCUCCAGGCGAGAUUCUGGGAUGCACAUCACCUGUACUCCCCGCCGAUACAGAUCUGGUACUCUACGUAGGGGACGGCCGCUUUCAUCUGGAAAGUGUCAUGAUUGCCAAUCCAAGGAUUCCCGCAUUCAGGUUCGACCCGUACGAUAGGGUCUUUGUCAGGGAAUUCUACGACCACGAGAGAAUGCGAAAGGAUAGGAGCGAUGCGGUCAAGAUGGCUAGGGCUGGUACUGCUACCGUUUCUGCUUCGAGACGGAAGGCAGAAGCGCCAUCGAUUCAACUUGGCGGAGAGAGCGACACGGUCCAAGCCGCUACGCAAGUGGUACAGCAGCCCAAGGCUGCUGGUUGGGGUGUGAUUCUAGGCACGCUAGGCCGACAAGGCUCCCUCUCCGUCCUAUCCAACAUCUCCACCAUCCUUUCGCAGAGCUCUCGUUGCAUCCCAGUAGUUCCCAUCCUCCUCUCGGAACUCUCGCCCGCCAAAUUGGCCCUCUUUGGGCCUCACUUGGACGCUUUCGUUCAGAGCUCUUGUCCUCGGUUGUCCAUAGAUUGGGGCAGCGCUUUUGAGAAACCUCUGUUGAGCCCUUAUGAGGCUGCGGUGGCUGUGGACAAGACGAGGGGAUGGGAUGAGAUCAGGGGAGAAGGUGUGGGUAUGGUGGGAGCUGAGAAAGCUAGUCGAGCAGUCCAAGAAGUGCGUGUUCCGUCUUUGGCGCCACCGAAUCAAGGGGCCCAUGCAAUAGACAGCGAGGAGAGAGAGGCAAGCGAAAAUAAUCGUGAUGGGACAGAAGGACUCAGAUCAGGCUCGGAAGCGGAUUACCCCAUGGACUUUUAUGCGGACGAUUCUAGAGGCCCUUGGACGCCUAGGCAUGGAAUGGCAGUCAAGAAGAGGUCGACGGCGCAAAAAGGAGGCUUGAGCAACAAGGCUUUGCUAAGGAAAGCUGCUGCUGCGCGAGCUCAAGCACAAGCUCAAACACAGACGCAGACGCAGACACGGACAUCUCCCUCCAACCAGGCGGUUUGA